This is a messenger RNA of Podarcis muralis (Common wall lizard), 1344 nucleotides long. NCBI's taxonomy places the organism in Eukaryota, Metazoa, Chordata, Lepidosauria, Squamata, Lacertidae. The record is from RefSeq and is a predicted model, not a curated record.
UGACACUAUUCCAGUUUGACCACAAAAUGGUUGGAAGGUUCUAUUCCUACUCAAAAACAAUAUAAACCAGUAACAAAUACCCCCCCUUUUUCGCACAGAUCAGUUAUGGCUCAUCUGAUCCCAUCCUGAGUGACAAGGUCCAGUUUCCUUUUCUGUAUCGGACAGUCCCCAGUGACAUGACUCAGUUCACCGGGAUCAUCAGGCUGAUCCUUUACUUCCGCUGGACGUGGAUUGGAGUAGUUUUUACAGGUGACGAUAACAGUGAGAAGUUCCUCCAGGUCUUGGAAGGUGAAAUGCAGAAAAAUGGAGUUUGCACUGAAUUCAUCUUAAAGAUGUACAACAGGAAGAGCCUGGCUAUGAAAACCAUUCAUAAGAUGGAAGGUGCCCUCACAAAGUCCUCGGUCAAUGUAACUGUGUUUUACGGCAGCACCAGUCACUUCUUUCAGUUACAACUUCUCAGCCAAAAUCUCCGAACGAGAGGCAAGAUCUGGAUCAUCACAGCCCAGUGGGAUUUUACUGCAGGUUCCCGCCUAUACAACCCAGACUCAGACCCAUUCCAGGACGCUUUGUCCUUUGCAGUUCACAAGGCGGAAAUCCCACAAUUUCGAGACUUCCUUCAGUCCGUGAACCCUAAAAAAUAUCCAAACGAUGUUUUCAUGAAGUAUUUCUGGGGUUCUGCCUUUGACUGUGUGAUGCCUCCUCCCUACUCAGUCCCAAGGUAUGGGAAAAGAAAAUGCACUGAAAGGGAACGACUGGACAGCCUUCCUGUUUCAGUUUUUGAUAUCAACACCGUGUGGCAGAGCUAUAGCAUUUACAAUGCGGUCUAUGCAGUAGCCCAUGCACUGAUGGAAAUGAGAUAUCAUUAUACUGGAGGAGGAGGGAGGAGGAGAAAAGGCCUUCUACCCCCAUGGCAGGUAUUAUGACACAAAUAAUGUAUCUGAGACAGAGGAGAGUUUUCAACAAUGCCAAAGAUGGUAGCCACUCUGAGGAGACGUCUUUAAAUGAGACCAAGAGGGACUUCAUUGGCUCUCCAGAUCACCUGAUUCCUCAGGGCUAUUAGCUGCAAUAGACCCUGAAUAAAUUAUAAUAUUCAUUCAAUGCAUUAGCAAAGGCACCAUACGGUUUUAAAUAUAUCCUGGAUAAUAUGUAUAGAGGAAAUCAGAGCAUUGUUCCGCAAGUGCAGUUUGAAACACAGCAGCGGGAGAUGCCCUCUCUGGCUUUCAAGCCACUAACACAAACAUGCACCAGAGUCACAUUUUACAAUAUUCAUAUUAAUUUAAACAUGAUGAAUCAAGUUGCUAAAUGAAUGUACCCUUAUCGUGUUUUAUGACUCCCCUGAUAUUG